Messenger RNA from Sphenostylis stenocarpa, 834 nucleotides. NCBI's taxonomy places the organism in Eukaryota, Viridiplantae, Streptophyta, Magnoliopsida, Fabales, Fabaceae. The record is from the annotation of a GenBank genome assembly.
AUGGCAGCUUCGGAGAAAACUCUAACAAUUAGCAAUUGCACAACAAAUGAAGGUUGGACUGUUGUUUUACCCCGUCGCAGCAGGCAAAGAAGAAAAGCUACCAAAUCUAGUGUUUUGGAUGAAAAACAAGAGCCAUGGACUCCAACAGAUUCUCUGACUGAUCCAAGCAAAGAAGCAACGUUGGUGCAGAAAAUGGAAAGAUGUAUAAAUAAGAUUGAGAAAUCUGAAUUCUAUCAUACCUUCAGAGGUCAAAUGCAAACAUCAACUGCUGAAUACUUCAUUAGGAUUUUGGGCUCAGAGAUACAGAUGCAAAUGGUCAUUUAUGGUAUUGGAAGUAUUGAGUUGUAUGAGCCCCCUCGACUGCAGCUUAGCCUUGCAAUAUUGUUGAGAAGAGAUUUCAGUUGGAUUGGAAACAUAGAGGUAUUUGAUCCUAUUCUUUCUGCAACCGAGACUCAGGUUUUGGAAACUCUUGGUUGUUCUGUCAUGUCCAUAAACGAGCAUGGGAAGCGCGAGGCUCUAAAGCCAACAAUGUUCUUCAUGCCUCACUGCGAGGCAGAGUUAUAUAACAACCUGUUGCGAGCAAAUUGGAAAUUAAAUCUCUUGAAAAACAUAGUAUUAUUUGGUAAUAGCUUUGAAACAUACGAGCAGCAUGUGUCAUUGUGUAAGAACUCACCUAUUCUUAAUUCAAUGGGGCAUAUUUUGGCUGCUCGACGAUUCACAAAUGAAUUUAGAAUCCAAACAGUUUCAGAUGACUAUUAUAAUGCAUUCCAUGAUUCUAGUUGGCAUCUUUUCAGCCCUGUCCUUGAAACAGAGUUGCAAUUCAUCAAUUCUUGA